AUGGGAUACACUGCGAAAGCAACCAUUCCACUCAUUCCACUGGCAAAGGACUCCGUCCUGCUGCCCGGUGUCACCUUGCGAAUCUCAGUUUCGAACCGUUCCGAUAUACCCCUCCUUCUAUCUUCGGCGUUCCAACGUGCGACGAAAGGAAGAUCAGGAACAGCCCAACUCCCGGUGGGCUGCGUACCUCUAAACUCGCCCUUCCUUAGCCCCGAUGGCAAGGAGUUACUGGACAGUUCUGAGAAAGAGAGCAGCCGGCGCGUCGAGUACGCCGACAUAGCCCCUGGCAAUGCACGAAAGCAAGACUUGUUUGGCUAUGGUACUCUAGCGAAGAUCAUCGGGGUACAAGGAAGCUCAAAUGUGGACCCUUAUCUGGUGGUGGAGGGGGUUCAACGGUUCAGGAUCGACCGUAUCAAACAUGAGAAACCAUACUUUGAAGCAGAAGUCACAUUCUACGAGGACGAAGUCCCCGAUCUGAACGACGGCGACCUGCGAGCCAGUUUUACUCGGUUAAAACAACGGUCACGCGAGCUUCUCACCCUACUUCGCCUGUCUUCGCUCUUCCGCCCGGCGUCAAUGGUUCUCUCCCCACUCAUAGUCCGCCGAUUUGAGUUGUUCAUCGCCAAGAAGGACCUCUCGCAAGCUGGACAGUUGGCCGACUUCAUGACUGACAUUGUCGAGUCAAGUUUUGAGGAGAAACUUCGUAUUCUAAGCACUCUGGACCUUCACGACAGACUUGAGCGCGUCCUAGCUUUGCUUAAUAAACAGAUCGCUGGAAUCAACGGCAACAUCAAAAUCACCUCAAUCACGUCGACAACACUCCCUCCAAACCUGGGCGUGGACAUCUCCGACCUAAACCAAAGCCAAAGGGAGGCCCUAGCACGGCGAGCCAUGUCCGGGCUUAACGGCAUGACACCGCCGGGCAUGCCGGGUCAAGGCCGUGGCGACCCAGACGAAGAGAAUGAGGUUAAUGAAGUCGAAGAGCUCAAGAAAAAGGUAGCCGAGGCAGGGCUGUCCCCUGAAGCGCAAAGCGUGGCGGAGCGAGAACUGCGGCGCCUCAAGAAGAUGAACCCAGCCAAUGCCGAAUAUGGUGUUAUCCGCACCUAUAUUGAGAACCUAGUCGAAAUUCCGUGGACGAAAGUGACAGAUGACCAGCUUGGCGCGGACACUCUGGCACGGGCCCGGAAACAGCUAGACGACGACCACUACGGCCUCGAGAAGAUCAAGAAGCGGCUUCUAGAAUAUUUGGCAGUCUUGAAACUCAAGCAACAGGUCAACGCCGAUAUCGACCAGCAAAUUGCUCGGCUCACCAAGCAACUCACUCCCGCGCAGGAAGGCGAAGAGAAAGCAGUGGAGCAGAUUCCGGACGAUGAGAGGGAUGCAGCCACAGCCAAAUUGCACGUGCUGAAAUCCAAGCGUAUGAUCGACAAAUCCCCGAUCUUACUGCUCGUCGGCCCGCCAGGAGUAGGCAAGACAUCACUUGCGAAAUCUAUUGCUCUGUCGCUUGGUCGAAGAUUCCAUCGGAUCUCACUCGGAGGAGUAAGGGACGAAGCCGAAAUUCGUGGUCACCGAAGAACCUACGUGGCAGCCAUGCCCGGUCUCAUCGUCAGCGGACUCAAGAAGGUGGGAGUGGCGAACCCAGUUUUCCUGCUCGACGAAAUCGACAAGAUCAGCUCCAACAACUUCCACGGCGAUCCGUCGGCGGCCAUGCUGGAAGUUUUGGACCCGGAACAAAACCACAGCUUCAACGACCACUAUGUCAACAUCCCCAUCGACCUCAGCAAAGUGUUGUUCAUCGCCACCGCAAAUACCUUGGACACGAUUCCUCCUCCGCUGCUCGACCGGAUGGAAACGAUUCAUCUAUCAGGCUACACGACGAUUGAAAAGCGACAUAUCGCCAAGCAACAUCUGAUUCCGAAACAGAUUCGCACCAACGGUCUUUCGGAGGGCCAAGUCAUUAUCCCCGACGACGUUCUCGACACCAUCAUCACAUCGUAUACUCGGGAAUCGGGCGUGCGGAACCUCGAGCGCGAGAUUGGGUCUGUGUGCCGAUACAAAGCGGUGCAGUACGCGGACGCACGAGAUGCAAAUGAUAUGUCCAAGUACAAUCCGACCGUGACGGUUGAGGAACUCGAAGACAUCUUGGGCAUCGAACGGUUCGAGGAGGAGAUUGCCGAGAAGACGUCACGUCCUGGCGUGGUCACUGGUCUGGUGGCUUAUUCUUCAGGUGGCCAAGGUAGUAUCUUGUUCAUCGAGGUCGCCGACAUGCCGGGAAAGGGCACCGUGCAGCUCACGGGCAAGCUGGGCGAUGUGCUCAAGGAGUCGGUCGAAGUCGCUUUGACUUGGGUGAAAGCACACAGCUACGAUUUGGGUCUCACACAUGACCCUCACGAGGAUAUCAUGGAGAAGCGUGCCAUCCAUGUCCAUUGCCCUGCGGGCGCUGUGCCCAAGGACGGUCCUAGUGCCGGUCUUGCCCACACCAUCGCUCUGAUUUCUUUGUUUUCCGGUAAAGCCGUCCCGCCCCAGAUCGCAAUGACUGGCGAAGUCAGUCUGAGAGGUCGCGUCAUGCCCGUCGGCGGCAUCAAGGAGAAACUCAUUGGCGCCCAUCGCGCCGGCGUCAAGACUGUCUUGCUCCCUGCCCACAACCGCAAGGAUGUCAAGGAUGUCCCGGAGGAAGUUAAGCGGGACUUGGAAAUUGUCUAUGUCAAGUAA
Molecule: messenger RNA, 2712 nt
Organism: Exophiala dermatitidis NIH/UT8656
Lineage: Eukaryota; Fungi; Ascomycota; Eurotiomycetes; Chaetothyriales; Herpotrichiellaceae
Product: lon protease like 2, peroxisomal
Exons: 1
Coding region: 1-2712 (903 amino acids)
Biological process (GO): protein catabolic process; protein quality control for misfolded or incompletely synthesized proteins; protein processing
Cellular component (GO): peroxisomal matrix
Molecular function (GO): ATP-dependent peptidase activity; ATP hydrolysis activity; ATP binding
Source: RefSeq, a predicted model, not a curated record